AUGUCACGGCAGGACUACCGCAGCAGCACCACGGCCACCGUUCCUCUUCCUCCGGCGGUGUGUCGUCUCCCUGCGGUAGCGCCCUUUCCGGCCUUGGACCUCGCUCGCGCCAUCUCCGACCAAUUGCCGAUAGAGGACUUGCACCGACUCUAUGAUUCCGGGCCCGUUGUGGGAUGUGUUGGAGAGAGCGACGGGCAGGCGGAGAAUUAUGUGGUGGAAUUUAAUCGGGUCGUGGAGGAGGUAGUUAUGGAGGAGGAGGAGUCCUUGUCGCGGGCGGGUCGCACGAUAGUCGCUGGUACAGGAGGGAACGUUGGCGGAGAUGCGGCUGCGGCGGCGACAGCGAGGACGAUGGAGGAUUUCGAGAUGAAGAUGCAAAUGAUGAAAAACUGCCCAGAGGUAGGUGAUGAUGGAAGAAUGAUUUUCCGUACCUACGCUUUGACUUCAAGUCCGGCGAAAGUAUGA
Messenger RNA from Zymoseptoria tritici IPO323, 462 nucleotides. RefSeq lists its product as uncharacterized. Lineage: Eukaryota; Fungi; Ascomycota; Dothideomycetes; Mycosphaerellales; Mycosphaerellaceae. The transcript has a single exon. The coding region runs from base 1 to 462 and encodes 153 amino acids. The record is from RefSeq and is a predicted model, not a curated record.